Pseudoliparis swirei is the source of this 1154-nucleotide messenger RNA. It is a transcript of the gene rtraf, whose product is annotated as RNA transcription, translation and transport factor. The record is from RefSeq and is a predicted model, not a curated record. The transcript has 8 exons. Gene Ontology annotation, molecular function: RNA binding. NCBI's taxonomy places the organism in Eukaryota, Metazoa, Chordata, Actinopteri, Perciformes, Liparidae. The coding region runs from base 85 to 813 and encodes 242 amino acids. Gene Ontology annotation, biological process: tRNA splicing, via endonucleolytic cleavage and ligation. Gene Ontology annotation, cellular component: tRNA-splicing ligase complex.
AUACGGAGAGCCGACGAAGGAAACAGCCGAUAUUAGCCUGUUAGCUAAAGAAAGCUGCCGCUUACACUUAACUCACACGGUGCGAUGUUUCGUAGGAAGCUGACGGCGCUAGAUUAUCACAACCCGGGAGACUUCGACUGCACAGAUGAGACUCAGUACAGGAACUGCGUGGUGUGGCUGGAGGACCAGAAGAUCCGCCACUACAAGAUCGAGGACCGGGGAAACCUGAGGAACGUCCCGAGCUCCGACUGGCCGGCAGCAUACCAGAAGUACCUGCAGGACCUGAGCUGUCCAUUCGGGGCUCAGGAGAAGCAGGAGUCGGUGGACUGGUUACUGGGCCUGGCGGUACGCUAUGAAUACGGAGACAAUGUGGACAAGUAUAAGAACUGCGAGCCGCUGGCCGCCUCCGGCAACAGCGACAAGACGGUGGACCCUCUGCUCAACCUCGACAGUAGUUCUCCAGAUUUCAAAGCGGGAGUGACGGCUCUGGUCAACAUCCUAAAGAUCCAACGGCAUGACGACUACCUGGUCAUGCUCAAGGCCAUUCGUAUUCUGAUCCAGGAGAAGCUUUCUCCAGAAGCCAUCAGCAGAGCCAGCCAGAGCACAGAGGGUAUUCCGGUAGCUUUAGACAAGCACACCUUGGGCUUCGACACCGGAGACGCUACCCUGAACGAGGCGGCCAAGAUCCUGCGCCUGCUGCACAUCGAGGAGCUGAGGGAGCUCCAGACCCGGAUCAACGAGGCCAUCGUGGCCGUCCAGGCCAUCAUCGCCAACCCGAAGACGGACUACAGGCUGGGCAAAGUCGGCAGAUGAGAGCGUGAGGAGGAGGAGGAGAGGGGGAGGCACUGAACCACGGGAGAGUUAAUUUGUUUCUGUUGGACGUUCAUGAGUUAGUGUUUGUGAUGAGGCGGAGGAGGAGGAGGAGGUGUGGGGAAUGCAAACAGGUUUUUGAUUCAUUGCAUUUCAGCUCUCAUUGGUCUCCAGACCGAAGUCUCACCUCAACAGAAACCACAGAAGAGCUUCUUGAAUACUCACGGACAGUUCUAUUGCUAUCUUUUGUUUCCAGAGCGAACAGCGGAGGAGUGUGUCGUUUAGAAAGGUUUACGUUUGAAGCUGUGUGUGUGUGUGUGUCACUAUAAAUGCAGCCGAGCAGA